AUGCCUCUACAACCCCAAAAACUUGAUGAUAUUAAUAUUCUUAAUUCAUUUUGUUCGACAUUAAGUGGGGAAAAUUUUUUAGUAAAAGAUUCUAUAAUUGAAGAAAAGCGAAUUCUCUUGUUCACCACAAAGGCUAAUAUACAACACUUAUCUAAUUUCUUAUACUGGAUAAUGGAUAGUACCUUUAAGACUGCUCCAACUAUUUUUCGUCAAUUGUACACAAUCCAUGCACUUGUCGGUACAGGAGAUAAUUCAAGAGUUCUUCCUUUAAUAUAUGCAUUAAUAACAAAAAAAUCAGAAUUUUUAUAUAGAGCACUAUUUCAAGAUUUGAUUGAAUUUGCAGAAGAAAAUAAUAUUUUAUUAAGCCCCACAGCAAUUUUUAUAGACUUUGAACUUGUCGCAAUAAACGCAUCACAUAUUGAAUUUCCUAAUGAUUUUAGUAUAAAACUGCAUCAGUUGUUUGCAUUAGCAUUCUUACUAUCAAAUAAAAUUCCUGCAGCAUUUGAUAUCUUAAAGGAGGAAAUGCCCACGAAAACCAAGGAGCCAUUUACUACUUCUUUUUCUACUACAAAUGUGGAAUUUCAAAAGGAACAACAAAAAGUUGAGCAUCAAGUAGAAGCUAUUAUACGUGGUGCACAACAUCAAACACCUAAAAAAGGUACUAUUGAAAGAGAACAAAGGUUUGAUAUUAUAAUUAAUAAUUAG
Dentiscutata heterogama is the source of this 705-nucleotide messenger RNA. The record is from the annotation of a GenBank genome assembly. NCBI's taxonomy places the organism in Eukaryota, Fungi, Glomeromycota, Glomeromycetes, Diversisporales, Gigasporaceae.